AUGCAGACUGCUUCUACAAACAUUUGUGAAAGAAUGUGCAAUAAGUCCAUCCGUGACAUUUCCUUGCUACUAAAUAUUCCACGGUCAACUGUUAGUGUUAUUAUAAUAAAGUGGAAGCAACUGGGAACAACAGCAACUCAGUCACAAAGUGGUAGACCACUUAAAAUGACAGAGCAGGGUCAGCGCAUGCUGAAGCGCAUAGUUGGCAGAAGUCACCAACUGUCUGCAGAGUCUUCCUUUGGAAGGCUAAAGACCUCCAAACUUCAUGUGGCCUUCAGAUUAGCACAACUACAGUGAGUAGAGAGCUUCAUGGAAUGGGUUUCCAUGGAUGUUCAGCUGCAUCCAAGCCUCACAUCACCAAGUGAAUUGCAAAAUGUUGGAUGCAGUGCUGUAAAGCACACCACCACUGGA
Staurois parvus is the source of this 411-nucleotide messenger RNA. Lineage: Eukaryota; Metazoa; Chordata; Amphibia; Anura; Ranidae. The record is from the annotation of a GenBank genome assembly.